Molecule: messenger RNA, 1333 nt
Organism: Impatiens glandulifera
Lineage: Eukaryota; Viridiplantae; Streptophyta; Magnoliopsida; Ericales; Balsaminaceae
Product: probable receptor-like protein kinase At1g33260
Exons: 2
Coding region: 87-1190 (367 amino acids)
Biological process (GO): protein phosphorylation
Cellular component (GO): plasma membrane
Molecular function (GO): ATP binding; protein kinase activity
Source: RefSeq, a predicted model, not a curated record
CUCUCUCUCAUCUCUUUCUCUCUCCACUUUUCCGGCACGGCGGCGCUCUCCGGCACCUCCACAAACCCUAAUUUUCCUUAGUGGGUAUGGCUUGUUUUCGAUUCAAUCUCCUUAAAUCCUUAAAAACAAGGAGAAUCAAUCGAAAGAGAAUCUCGAAUCGAGAGCUUAAUCAAGAUGAUGAAAUAGAGGCGCCGCCAUCUCCACCGGCGACGGCGGCGGCGAUGAGUUGUGAUGGGAAGUUGAAGAGAUUCCGGUGGGAGGAAUUGAAGAAAGGGGCAAAGGAUUUUUCGAAAAUGAUUGGAUCAGGAGGAUUAAGUAAUGUUUAUUUAGCUAAUCUUUAUGAUUCAAAUCUUGUGGCGGUUAAGAUUAUUCAGUGCGGUUGUAGUGAGCGGCUCAGCCGCAUAUUCCGGCAAGAACUUGAGAUUCUACGGCAAAUUCGACAUGAAAAUAUUGUUAAUCUCAUCGGAUUUAGCGAAAGUCAAGAUGAAGGAGCUUUGAUUCUCGAGUACGUUCCAAAUGGAACCCUACAAGAGAAACUUCAUUCCAACCGUCGUGGAGGCUCGUCGAGUUCUUUAUUAUCAUGGAAGGAUAGAAUGGUAAUUGCAUUUCAAGUUGCCGGAGCCAUGCAAUACCUUCACGAGAGAUGUUCUCUCCACAUUGUCCACGGCGACAUAAAAUCCUCCAAUAUUUUGUUAGACGAGCGCCUAAAUUCUAAACUAUGCGAUUUUGGAUCAGCCAAGAUGGGAUUCUCAUCCAUGGUCUUGCCUCCAUCAUCAGCCGAUCGAAGAAUCAUGAUGGGCUCGCCAGGGUACGUCGAUCCUCAGUUCCUCAGAACUGGGAUCGCGUCAAAAAAGAGUGAUGUAUAUAGUUUUGGAGUUGUCUUGCUUGAACUCAUCACGGGGAUGGAGGCGUUCUGCCCCGAGAAGGAGCAGAUGUUGACGUCUGUGGCUGGAGCCGACGAGGGGAAGGUUGUGGAGAUGGUGGAUCCGCGUUUGAAGGGGAAUUUUGAUUUGGAGGAAGUUAAGGUUAUGGCAACAUUGGCGGGAUUGUGCUUGAGAUCUUCUCCUAGUUUAAGACCUUCCGCGGCCGACCUUUUGUUUAUUAUGAGCGAUAAGAUAGCUCCCGUUUAUAACUCGCUAUCUUGUGUUGGAAAACAAGAAUCGGGCGAGGUUUGUCAUGAGAAUUUGUAAAUUCUUUUGCGUUUUCAACUUUGAUUGUACAAGAAAAGGGAAAAAAGUAUAGGAUCGGUGGUAGUGUUUUGUUCGCAGCCCCAUCAUGAAAAACAUUGUUUAAAAUCCGCACUCAAAUUAUAUUAAACUCUAAUCAAACUUAC